CACGGCUUCACAGGUACUAGCUGUGAUUCUGGUCUAUAAUCCCACGAUGGCUUCGUGCUCAGCUGGUAUUGCCGGGUCUCAUUCGUUGGCAUCUGUCCAAGUUGAAUGUGCCACCUUUACCAAAGACUGCUCAAAUCGGGCCAGACUGGGGUCAGCGAGAUCUCUCGGCCUAUUCUACAUCUGAGAUUCAAUGCUAGAUAAAUAGCCUUUGAUCUUCAUCCACAUAUCGUUUCGAUAUUGCGCUCAGUCACUGGUAAAUCAUCAACAACUCAACAGAUACAAUCCCGUCAUCAAGAUGAAGUAUAUCCCAAUUGCCAUCGUAGGUCUCCUCUCCUUCGUCAAUGCCCAGAGAUGCAACAACGAUAACUGCGCCCGUGCCGUGACUGGCACCAGGGCUGGUAUUCCCGUGGACAUCUCAUCCCGCCGCUCAGACUGUUCCUCUUACAUGCAGACCACUGUCAUCCCGGACACACUGUAAGUGCCAUUUUCCCAAUCCACUAUGAGACCGCGGACACAACUCUAACAUGGCCCAACAGCACUUCAACCGUCACCACCACAGUCUACACCGACGACAUCCCCCCGACCCCCACCACCACCUUCUCCCAGUCCACAACCCGCACCCCAG
Colletotrichum godetiae is the source of this 625-nucleotide messenger RNA. RefSeq lists its product as uncharacterized. The transcript has a single exon. The record is from RefSeq and is a predicted model, not a curated record. NCBI's taxonomy places the organism in Eukaryota, Fungi, Ascomycota, Sordariomycetes, Glomerellales, Glomerellaceae. Bases 296 to 478 code for a protein of 60 amino acids.